Molecule: messenger RNA, 2559 nt
Organism: Ornithodoros turicata
Lineage: Eukaryota; Metazoa; Arthropoda; Arachnida; Ixodida; Argasidae
Gene: Rab40
Product: ras-related protein Rab-40B-like
Exons: 5
Coding region: 262-1113 (283 amino acids)
Biological process (GO): protein localization to plasma membrane; intracellular signal transduction
Cellular component (GO): plasma membrane; endosome; synaptic vesicle
Molecular function (GO): GTPase activity; GTP binding
Source: RefSeq, a predicted model, not a curated record
UGCCGCGGCGCGCCGCGUCGAAGAACAGAUGUGUACCGUGUGGUUGCUUGUUGAGCUGAUUUGCACUGGUAGAUUGAGGUCAUUUCUUUCCUCGAAUCUGUGUUUUCUCCAUGUGUAUCAUUAUCCGAGUGCCCGAAUAGCCGUUAGCACCUCCGAUCUUCGCUGUCUGUGACGAUCUCGGAUCUAGCAGACGAUGUUACAACCUUCAAUUGAGAGCCACAUCUUGAAAACGAGAGGCAGGCCCCACCAGAGGCUUUUACCAUGAACAGAAUGAGCAUCGUCGCCGCCGCAGUCGGGGGCUCCGCAACACCUGGCGGGGCCUCGAGCAAAGGCUACGACUACCUCCUCAAAUUCCUCCUCGUCGGCGAUAACGACGUGGGGAAGGGGGAGAUCUUGGGGGGCCUGGAGGACGGCGCCCUCGAGUCCCAGUUCGACGGGGGCCCUGGCGGUGGGGCCUUCCCGUCCUGCAGAACGACAACCGUGCUUCUGGAUGGAAAGCGUAUUCGACUUCAGCUGUGGGACACGUCGGGACAGGGCCGUUUCUCGACGAUAAUCCGCUCUUACUCUCGUGGUGCCCAGGGAAUCAUACUUGUGUACGACAUCACAAACCGGUGGUCGUUUGACGGCAUCGACCGGUGGCUGCAAGAAGUUGAAGAGCAUGCACCUGGAGUGCCAAAGAUCCUCAUGGGCAACCGACUGCACCUGGCAUUCAACAGACAAGUUGAAGAGGAAGCGGCCAAAGGGUAUGCGCGAAAGAACGGCAUGGCCUUCUUCGAAGUGAGUCCGCUCUGCGACUACAACAUCACCGAAUCCUUUGUGGAACUGUCACGCAUGGCUCUGCGGCGCAACGGCAUGGAGCGGCUGUGGCGGACAAAUCGCGUACUGUCGCUGCAAGAGCUGUGCUGCAGAACCAUCGUGGCCCGAACCACCGUCUACAGCAUCGAGCAGCUUCCUCUGCCUACCUCCAUGAAGUCGUGCCUAAAGUCCUACGCCAUGACUUCGCACCCGCGCACAAACUUUACACAGUCGCACAAAUCGCUGCGCAAGCAUCGACACAGGCGCCACUCUGCAUCCGCGGCACUCCACUGCCGCAAGAGCUGCUGCAUCUCGUAGCAGACGUGCACGUGAUAUCGUCACGGAAGGAGGGCCGAAUCAUCGACGUUCGUGUGCCCGCUGCAACAGACCUGUCAUCGGCAGUGGGCCUUUAAACACAGUGUCUCGCGAACCGAGCGGGACGUUACGUUUUUGAGUGUUUUUAUUUUUACGUCGAUCGCAGGGAGUGGAAUACUCCUCCAGUGUUCACCGAAAAUCCUCGGAAAUGAACAAAAAUAAUGUAGCCGUUUCUGAGGCUAGCGUAGGAAAAGAGUAUUUUACGGAUUUUCAAACAAGGCGAAUCGUGCAAAAAUUUGUUUGACGUAAACAUCCCACGACUUCACGUGCGGUUUUUACGCAACGUCCCGUCGAAGUCCGUGUGACAGUGUUGUUGAACGAAUGCCCUCACCGUAUUCCACGAGCUGUCGUCGAACUUUUUUUUUGGACGGCACAAAUUUUGGUGUUGUUGCGUACGGCGCAUGUGUGUAUAGUCGUCUGUGUGUGUGUAUGUGUGAAUGGGAUGUGUACAUAGAUGUGACCAGGUGCACAGUGCUGUUUGGGACAACAAAGUGCCGCGACAGUGUGUUUUGGGCCGUAACGCUUUUUCCUCCCCCGACUUGCUCCCCUGCGGCUCGGAGCUCGCUGCAGCGGGAGACUCUCCGGCGUGGUACAAAUUCGCAGUGUCGGACGAUUUAAUUUUUUUCCGCAGUAUUCAGAAGGGUUGUGAAAGAUUCAGCCACAAACUUUUUUUUAGGAAUGUGCUAGACUUAUCUCGACGUGUUGGAUGUUAUUCGUCACGUGACAUAGUUUUUCACUGUAAUAGAUUGAUGACUGCUGUGUAGCCAUAGAUGACUAGGGUUAGUAAACACUGCAUUUUUUUAUACACCAUUUUCUAGCAGUGGGGGACGAGGCGCAGGAUAACGACGGCAAAAAAUACUUGCACGAUACACGGUUCCGUUGUGCUUGAGACUUUUUUUCUUUUUGCUUAAAUUUACCGCAAAAUGUGGUGCGCUUGACAGCAUAUAAAAAUACUGCGCUCAUUUAAUCGCUGGACUGAAAUUUUAUUUGACCACGCGCACGACGUCUAGCGCAAUUACGAGGAAGACAAGUAACCGAAUCAUUACAGCUUUCCGGGAUGACACAGCUAAUUUUGCCCUGCAGCAGCUUCGUUAAUUUCAUGUAAGCACCUUUUGUGAGCGAGUGUGGUUCCACAAAUACUUCGCGACAAGUGAAGUGUGUAUCUGCCCAACAAGAUCUGCAGAGUGCAGCAGGUGCGCAGUUUAUGCCAAAGAGUUGAGUCGUCUUUGCUUGUAUCUACACAUACAGUUUAUCCAUAUUAUUAUUAUAUAGUUUAUCAAUUUGUGCAGAUUAUUUUGUAUCGUGCAGCAAAGGUGUUCAAUAAGAUCUUUAGUGCCCGCACGUGUUCAUUUUGAUUAAAAAUACGAACACUGAACCGGUGUGCAGACA